Messenger RNA from Drosophila persimilis, 927 nucleotides. RefSeq names its product calmodulin. The transcript has 5 exons. NCBI's taxonomy places the organism in Eukaryota, Metazoa, Arthropoda, Insecta, Diptera, Drosophilidae. The record is from RefSeq and is a predicted model, not a curated record. Gene Ontology annotation, molecular function: enzyme regulator activity; calcium ion binding. Bases 186 to 635 code for a protein of 149 amino acids.
GAAAUUUUGAUUAGGAUCUGUGUUAAGCGCAAAUAAAAUUCUAGUUAAAAGUUAGAGCGCGCGUUCCAAUCCCCCCCAACAACGUAAUUCCACUCACACACAUACCAACAGCAGCAGCAGAGGCAGCCGCAGCGGAUUAACAUUUACUUACUCUUUCCAACAACAACACCAAAAAAACAAUAAAAAUGGCCGAUCAGCUGACAGAGGAACAAAUCGCCGAGUUCAAAGAGGCAUUCUCGCUAUUCGACAAAGACGGCGAUGGCACCAUCACAACAAAGGAAUUGGGAACAGUCAUGCGCUCCCUGGGACAGAAUCCCACAGAGGCCGAGCUGCAGGACAUGAUAAACGAGGUCGAUGCCGAUGGCAACGGAACCAUUGAUUUCCCAGAAUUCCUUACCAUGAUGGCACGCAAAAUGAAGGACACCGAUAGCGAAGAGGAGAUCCGAGAAGCCUUCAGAGUGUUCGACAAGGACGGCAACGGCUUCAUCUCAGCGGCCGAGCUGCGUCACGUGAUGACAAAUUUGGGCGAGAAGUUAACAGACGAGGAGGUCGAUGAGAUGAUCCGCGAGGCUGAUAUCGAUGGUGAUGGUCAGGUCAAUUACGAAGAGUUCGUGACCAUGAUGACAUCGAAGUGAAGCGUUAAAUUAUUUCUUUUUAAGCCUUUCUAUUUGUUUAAGAUGUUGACGAAGACUGUAGCUGUGCGCAAUAACAUCGCGCCACGCUGUUGCUAUGGACCCCAGUAAAAGAUCUUAAAAACAAAACAUAAAACAAAACAACAAAGAGUUAAGCAAAAAACAACAACAACAAAAAGCAACAUGAAGAGGAGGAAGAAGCAAAAAAACAUUUAAGAAACUUUAAUACAAAUGAAACCUACACUUAAAGAAACGCAAACGCAAAAGCAAAAGCAAAAGUAAAAGCAAAUGCAAA